AUGACUGCCAGGAUCAAGGUCGGUGUGGUUGGCUAUGGCAACUCGGCCAAGAGCUUUCACCUCCCCUUUAUCCAAGCCGUGCCAGACUUUGAGCUCGUGGCCAUUUUACAAAGAUCAGCAGCACCCAGCGACCCAGCGACAGCGCCGGCGGGCUCGCACUGCACCGUCGAUUUCCCGGCUAUCCGCCACCAUCGUACCAGUGAUGCCUUUUUUGCGGAUGCGAAUAUUGAUCUGGUAGUGGUGGCCACCAGGAAUGAUUCACAUGCGCCGCUGGGCAAGUUGGCGCUCGAGGCCGGUCGACAUGUCAUAAUCGACAAACCAUUUGCCCAGUCCACUCAAGAAGCGGACGAGCUGAUUCAACUUGCCGAGAGCAAGGGGCUCAUUCUCACUUGUUUCCAGAACCGGCGAUGGGAUGGUGAUUUUCAAACCCUUCGGCGCCUCAAGGAUGCAAAUGCUCUCGGCGAGAUCAAAGAAGCUGAAAUACACUACGACUUUGAAAACGCUGGCGCAUGGUUUCCCAGGGAUCAAAAGGAAUACACGCCAGGUUCCGGCAUGACAUUCGGACUGGGCACACAUAGCAUUGAUCAUGCAAUGGUCCUCUUUGGUCGCCCCAAAUCCGUAACGGCAUUCUUUCGAGCCCAGCGCGGGGUUGAGUCUGAGAUUGAAGAUUCCUUUACCAUUAUGCUCCAAUAUGAAGGACAACAAAGAGAUCUUCUGGUCACUGUCAAGUCUUGUGUCAUCACCAUCAUGUCCCAGCAGCUCAAAUACAUUGUACGCGGAACCAAGGGUUCGUAUUUCAAGACUCAGCAGCGAAGUACCUGUAUCCAGGAAGAGCAGAUUUCGAACGGCAUCGGCCCGUCUGACCCCAACUUUGGCAUCGAGCCAGCCGCUACCAACGGUAUACUCACAACCCUAGAGGAAUUCGACGCCAGUCACCAGGAAUUCGAUGACAAGACUGGCAAAUACACUGGCCACUAUCCCACCAUACCCGGAAGAUGGCUGUCGUUGUAUGAGAAUCUUGCCGCCGCCAUCAAAGGGACGGGUGAGCUCGAGGUCAAGGCGACGCAAGUGCGUGAUGUCCUGCAUAUCAUAGAGCUGGCAAGGAUGUCUCACGUUCAGAAGCGCACGAUGCAAUGUGAUGAAUGA
Pestalotiopsis fici W106-1 is the source of this 1146-nucleotide messenger RNA. RefSeq lists its product as uncharacterized. The transcript has 5 exons. Lineage: Eukaryota; Fungi; Ascomycota; Sordariomycetes; Amphisphaeriales; Sporocadaceae. Bases 1 to 1146 code for a protein of 381 amino acids. The record is from RefSeq and is a predicted model, not a curated record. Gene Ontology annotation, molecular function: nucleotide binding.